GGCUCUGGAAAACGUUUUCCCAGGAGAUCGCCACUACAUCUUGACGCGUUCGUCCUACAUCGGUACGGGUCACUUCGCCUUCCAUUGGCUUGGCGAUAAUUUCGCCACGUGGGAAGACAUGGCCGCUUCCAUCAUAGGAGUACUGGAGUUCAACAUGUUCGGCGUACCGAUGGUAGGACCUGAUAUUUGCGGUUUCUACGGUCAUCCAAGUGAAGAGCUGUGCACGCGCUGGCAAGAACUCGGUGCCUUCUAUCCAUUCAGUCGCAACCACAAUGGAUUCGGUGAGCCUGACCAAGACCCAACGGCGUGGCCGCAAGUUGCCAAUAUCACCCGUCAAUAUAUGUUGACGCGUUAUCGCUAUCUGCCCUACCUCUACGCUCUUUUCCAUCGGGCUCACAUGAGCGGCAACUCGGUAGCGCGGCCGCUCUUCAACGUCUUCCCUUCAGAUUUGGACGCGCGGCGCGUGAGCGAUCAGUUCUUCUGGGGUGACGGCAUCAUGGUGGCGCCCGUGCUCACCGAGGGCGCCGUCAGCAGGAGCGUCUACUUCCCGCAGGUGAUAAAACAACCUUUGUUAUUUUUCCGACAAAUUGGUCCCAUCACAUUCGAGGAUCAGUUCAUCCAGUUCACUGUUCGGCUGGCCUCUGAAUAUCUUUACGGCUUUGGAGAGAACAUUCACCCUUCAAUCGCCCACAGCUUCACGCCUCGGGUUACUUACCCCAUGUUCACGAGGGAUCGAGAAGUUUCUGCAACGGAGCCUCCUUUGAACCACUAUGGUACAUACCCUUACUACAUGAACAUUGAGGAUGACGAGGGUAACACUCACUCUGUCCUCUUCCUCAACUCUAACGCCAUGGAAUACUCGACUUUCCUGCUGGACGACGGUACCCCGGCGCUGACUCUCCGCUCCAUCGGAGGGGUCAUCGACUUACACAUCUUCACGGGGCCCACGCCUGAAGAAGCUACGAUGCAACUAAACACGGCGAUAGGCAAGCCAACCUUCCCUCCCUACUGGGCGCUGGGCUUCCAGUUGAGCCGCUGGGGCUACAACUCCACUGAUGGAGUCCGGGCCGUACGGCAGCGCAUGGUCGACGCCGGCAUCCCGCAGGACGUGCAAUUUGUUGAUGGUGAUUACAUGGACUCAUACUACGACUUCUCUUACAACCACGUCAACUACACCGACCUGCCUGNUGAUGAACUGCUUGCUGAUAACGUCAGGAUGGUUCUGAUCGUGGACCCUGGCAUAGCCGUCAACACGGCCCUCAACCCGCCCUACAACUCUGGCCGAGCCAACAAGGUCUUCAUUAAGUGGAUGACUCCAGACCUGGUGCCCGCUGACCAGCCAAUUGAAGGCGACGACUUCGUGCUCGGCAACGUGUGGCCAGAAGAAAUGGUCGCCUUCCCUGAUUUUCUCAAUUCCGAAACUAAGCGCUGGUGGGCCGACGAGAUCGGCAGAUUCCACGCGUCGGUGCACUUUGACGGACUGUGGAUCGACAUGAAUGAACCGGCAAACUUCGAGACUAACCUCGGGACGGCCGGCCACCUGCAGUGCCCCGAUAACCACUUUGAGAACCCACCGUACCCGACGCUUGCAGCCACCGUGUCCAACAACGCCGUCAAGCAGCUGUGCGACAAGACGCUCUGCAUGUCGUCCGCAGGCAGCGACGGCAGCAGAAAUUUCCUCUUCUACGACACACACAGUCUCUUCGGACACGCUGAGUCUGAAGCGACCUCGCAUUUCUUGACGCGCUACAAGUUCUUGCCGUAUCUCUACAACCUCUUCCACUACGCUCACAUGAGCGGCAACUCGGUAGCGCGGCCGCUCUUCAACGUCUUCCCUUCAGAUUUGGACGCGCGGCGCGUGAGCGAUCAGUUCUUCUGGGGUGACGGCAUCAUGGUGGCGCCCGUGCUCACCGAGGGCGCCGUCAGCAGGAGCGUCUACUUCCCGCAGGGCGUGUGGUACGCGCUGGACUCGGAAGAGGUGGAGGCCGUGGGCCCCGUCACUCAGGUCGUCGACGCGCCCAUUCAGCGCAUCCCCGUCUACUUCAGAGGAGGCUCCAUCAUCCCCUUCCAAGAACCUGCCACUACCACCGCGGAAAGUCGCCUGAACGACUUCGGGCUGCUGGUGGCGCUGGACGCCGCGCUGCAGGCGAGCGGUGAGGUGUUCUGGGACGACGGGGAACAGGAGCACAUCAUGUCUGAGACCUACAGCGCCGACGUGGUCUUUGAUGAGGGCCAGAUGGUAAUGACUGGAAAGUUUGACCGCACGGCGGCGGCCGGAGUGAACCUUGGCAGCGUCCGCGUGCUCGGACUGCCUGCAAGCCCGACCGCCAUUUCCGUCAACGGCGUCGACACCGACACAUUCACGUACGAUUCCGCGACGCAGGUGCUCGUGCUCAGCCUUAACCUGCCGCUUAACGAAGACUUCAGCAUCGUCUUCAGCUAAAAUAACUUUUAAUUGCUUCAAUAAUGCCUAAUCGUGCAGAGUUUUUUAAAUGUGAGAUAUCUGCUGAUUGGAUUGAAUAUUAAAAUGUAAAAGCCUU
Molecule: messenger RNA, 2540 nt
Organism: Hyalella azteca
Lineage: Eukaryota; Metazoa; Arthropoda; Malacostraca; Amphipoda; Hyalellidae
Product: sucrase-isomaltase, intestinal-like
Biological process (GO): carbohydrate metabolic process
Molecular function (GO): alpha-1,4-glucosidase activity; carbohydrate binding
Source: RefSeq, a predicted model, not a curated record